GUGAAACGCGGACCUCGCUCCAGCCCAGAUUAUAACUAGGAUCUUUUGUCACGGAAAAACCAGAUUCAGAGCUCGAAGAACCAAGCCAAGGAGGGCACGCUGAUCAUCCUAGUCGCCAAGCAGUUCGGUUCGAAGAGUGCCAUCUCGCGCAACACGUUCUACCUCGGUGACAUGGUCAACGUGACCAAGAUGAACCUGGUGCAGACGAUCCACGGCGUGACGCUGGCCGGCAUCGCGAAGGGACUGUAAGUUUCGGUGAUGCAGCAUGCGGCAGCCGCAUCUGCGAAUGGAAGUUGGAUCAACCCUCAGGACGGUCUCUUCUGCUCGAGGACACCCAGAAUCACAUAACCUGAACCUUCUGCUGCGUGGUCUCACCAUCCACAUCGUGUUGUUUUCCCCCAGGAUCAGCACGGAUCUGGAACGGGAAACGUUGGUUUCGAGUUCGGCAAUUACGUCGAUGGCCCCAGAAAGCAUUCCGCCGACCCAGCAGCAAAUCGUUCGCGAGCAGCGAAAAAGAACAUCAAAGAUCCGGAAAGCGUUGAAGAUCCGGCCCACAAUGGAACAUUGAAAUGUUUGUUCGAAAAUAAUGCAAUCGACCUCUUUGCGAAGAAAAAUCAUUCAAAAUGUAAAAAGACAAUAAUUAAGUAAUUAAGUUCAAGUGUUAAAGAGAAAAUUAUAAGCAAUAUCGAGAAUAAAAAUUUCGUUUGUUUUUGUUUGACAUGACAUUUCAAGGUAGAAACCAAUUCGAUAUCUACCCCUGGUCCCAAAAAUGGGCUCUGUUUAAUAUUACACAUUUUUGGGUGUACAUUCAUGGAUGUAAUUUUAAGUGUUUUUUUUCACAAAGGUGAUGUGCAUGCUUUUUGAUGCGAUUUUACCAUCGGAUUUUUUUUCUGUGUAUCAUUUAUGA
Molecule: messenger RNA, 907 nt
Organism: Culex pipiens pallens (northern house mosquito)
Lineage: Eukaryota; Metazoa; Arthropoda; Insecta; Diptera; Culicidae
Exons: 1
Coding region: 266-568 (100 amino acids)
Source: RefSeq, a predicted model, not a curated record